Corylus avellana is the source of this 810-nucleotide messenger RNA. RefSeq lists its product as uncharacterized. Lineage: Eukaryota; Viridiplantae; Streptophyta; Magnoliopsida; Fagales; Betulaceae. The record is from RefSeq and is a predicted model, not a curated record.
AUGGUUUUGCUGCAUUCAUCUGUCUCUCUAAGAGAACCCUUCCAAAUCCUGACAAUCACCCUCCUCAGCCUCUUGCUCCCACUCUCCUUUCUCCUCCUCUCCAGAUUCUAUAUUUUUCACCAUCUCCUCACCUCUGACACUUUUCCUUCACCGCCACUUUCUUCUUUUCUCUUAUCUUUCUUCCUCUAUAUCAACCCCUCUCUUCUCUGCUUGCUCGUUUCCAUUGUCAGCAUAGCAACUCUCACCCACGGCUUGACAGGUAAGCUUACAUUUCUAACCGAGUCGCCGGCCAGCCGUUUGUACGCGGCAUGGAUAUUUGUAUGUACAUUACAAAUCUGCGUUGGUCUGGGGAUCGAGGGAACCAUCGCCGCCGGAGUUGAAGCCGCCGGGAGUGUUGGUAUGGAGGAGAUAGGCUUGCUGAGUAAGGGAGUUUUUUUUCUGGGGUUGCAUGAAACGACGCUGCAUUGGAGUAGAGUGGUGGUGAAGCCGGUGGUGGACGACACCGUUUUCGGGGUCGCUAGGGAGGAAAGGUGGGCAGAGAGGGCGGCCAUGGCUGCCAGCUUUUGUGGUUUGUGGUGGUGGAAGUUGAGGGAAGAGGUUGAGUUUCUGGUGGUUUUGCCGGAGUUUAAGAGAGAGGUGUUGAUGGGUGUUGGGGUGGUUGAUUUUGUUGGGUGGUGGUUGUAUUAUCUGACUGUAACCAUUGGGAUGGUUAGAGUUGUGAAGGGGAUUAUGUGGGUUGCUAUUCUUUUGCUGUGCAGAAGGAAGAAGCCUGAUGAUCACUCUAACGACGGGGAUGAAGACAAAGUCUAA